AUGCUGCACUCGAGCCGCAAUGCGGGCCGUUGCAGCAUGACGGCAGAGCAAUGCGCUUACAAGACGCGAUACUGGGUGUUUUGGUACGAGGCCGACCACCGCUAUGGCUUGCCGACGACAGCCCUCUUCCUCGCCACCAUCAUCGUCUUUGCCAUUGCCCAUUUCGUCUCUCUUUAUGCGCCGCGAGGGCUGAAGAACCGGACUGCGUGGCUCCGUGUCGUGUCCCUGAACCGGUUACUGGCCUAUAAGAGUUGGCGCAUUGGGCGUUGGAACUCGCAAUCGAUGGGCGUCUACCUGCUCGGUGCAGUCGGUCUCAUCUUCUUCAUGGCCAUGACGCUUGGCCCGCGGCCGUACUAUUGGCCAAACACGAGAGAGAUCAGUUUUGGGGACUCGCCUCCCAUCGCCACGCGUGCCGGAUACAUGGCCCUUGCAUGCUUGCCCUUCCUUCUCAUACUUGGGACCAAGGCGAAUCCCGUCACUGCCCUAACAGGCAUUUCCCACGAGAAGCUCAAUGUCUGGCACAACUGGAUUGCUUGGGCCAUGUUUGCUUUGGCCAUGAUACAUACAUUUCCCUUCAUUGUCUAUCACAACUGGAAGGGAGAUAUCAGGGCGCAAUGGGACACUGGCGGUGUCUGGGUUACUGGUGUAAUCGCCAUUAUUGCGCAAGCGUGGUUGACAAUCAUGUCCAUUCGCUGGAUACGAAACCGCUAUUAUGAAUUCUUCAAAGCCACCCAUUUCUUCUUCGCCGCCGUCUUCGUUGUCUUCUUCUUUCUCCACUGCGAUUUCCGCAUGACCUCGUGGGACUAUUUCAUCGCUGCUGGCGUGCUCUACUCCGUCUCUUGGUUCUACUCCCAGCUCAAGACAUACCUUGAGCAUGGCUUUUACCACAGAGCCCGUCUCUUGCUCGUUACGAACCGCACUUUCAAGAUCGUCGUGCAGACAAGUGCGCAGUGGCGGCCUGGCCAGCACGUAUACCUGCGAUUUCUCACCGGCGACAUGCACCUGCUGGCGGCACACCCGUUCACCAUUUGCUCGACGCCGCGGGCGCGAGGGCCUAGUGAGAUGGUCUUCUAUAUCCAGCCUCGCGGUGGCCUUACUGGACGGCUUGCCAAAAUGGCGUCCAAGGAGCCCAACCCGACCAUUGCCGUGCUUCUUGACGGGCCGUACGGUAGCAUUACGAACCGAUGGUUCGACGGCUUCGACAAGACCCUGGUCGUCGGCGGCGGUGCAGGUGCCGGCUUCACCUUGUCGCUCAUUGAGUAUUUCCUGCAGUUUAGGGCCCAAUUGGAGAGCGGCCCGGAGCUGACGGUGGUCAUCGCAACACGGGACUUGGGCUUGCGUGACUGGUACCUCGAAGCUCUCGCAGAAACGGCCGCGCGACAUCCGCUGGGAGAAGCGAAGACGGCAGCCGUAUCUAUCCAAAUCUAUGAAACGGGCAGCAUGGGACCACUUGAACGGGGCGCUGAUCUCGAGUCGAACGGCAGCCAGAAGACGGAAGAGCCCUCGGUCGAGGGCAAAGAAAGCCAGCUGGACAGGUCGGGGGUUUUUGAUGUCCGGUUUUUCAAGGGGCGGCCAGACAUCAAGUCCCUUUCGGAGAAAUUGACAACGCAGGAGGGUGCUUCCGUGGGCUUGGUUGCCUGCGGGCCAUCGUCCAUGGUCUACGACCUGGGCCAUGCUGCUGCCGUUGCUCAGCAGGGCAUACUUGGAGGCGGCACGGGCGCCAGAGAAGUCUGGUUCCACAAAGAGAGUUUCUCGAUUUGA
This is a messenger RNA of Hirsutella rhossiliensis, 1761 nucleotides long. RefSeq names its product ferric reductase like transmembrane component domain-containing protein. NCBI's taxonomy places the organism in Eukaryota, Fungi, Ascomycota, Sordariomycetes, Hypocreales, Ophiocordycipitaceae. The record is from RefSeq and is a predicted model, not a curated record. Gene Ontology annotation, molecular function: ferric-chelate reductase activity. Bases 1 to 1761 code for a protein of 586 amino acids. Gene Ontology annotation, cellular component: plasma membrane. The transcript is spliced from 5 exons. Gene Ontology annotation, biological process: iron ion transport; intracellular iron ion homeostasis; copper ion import.